UGCUUUGAGGGAGUUGUAAACUUUUGGUAUAUUUUUGAAGUUGAGCAGAAUUAACAGCAUCUGGAGUACAAUUUUUUAUUUUUUUUUUUGGCAGUUUUACGACUAAAAAGAUGUCCGAUUCUGUUGUCAAUCCACAUUUGGAGGGGAUUAUAUCAGAUUUUGAAGCUCUGAAGAGGUCCUUUGAAGUGGAGGAUGUUGACACUACCGCUCACUCAUCCCCUGGCACUCGCCGCACCACCAGCUCCCCUUAUCGUAACACCAUGUCUCCCACCAGCAUCUACUACCGUGACCUGGGCACUACAGCCCCAGCCUCCAACAGCAAUAACAUCAAUUACGCCCAACCCCGCUCAAUCAUGGGGGGAGCAGGCUCGAGAACCCCUGAACCUGUGUCGCGUCGCUCUGAACUUUCUAUUGACAUCUCCACUUCUUCUAGCAAGCAGGUUGAUAACAUCACCAGCCCUGCUUCUGCACGAUUUGUGACCAACAGCUCCCUAAAACGUCCCGAAGUCCUGGGCCACUCCAGAACCCCGGAGAUGAGCCACAAAAGAGAAGUCACAUUUUCAAAGACACCUAGCGAUUCACCAGUCACACGCCGCAAUGAGGGCAACAUUAACAAUGAAGCCACCCGGAUCCCUGAGCAGAAUCAGACUCGCAAAGCUGAGCCCCCUGGUUCUGCAGAUGUCCGUAAACCUGACAUCAACGUCACCAGAGCUACCCAGGAGAAUAACGGCUACCACUCAGCUGUGCACCACCCCCAUCAUUCAAACCCUCACCACAACACCAUCAUCACCACGUUCCGCUGCUCUUCGCCAAGCCAUGUCGGACGCAAAUCUCCAAACCCUGACAGGUCAGAGGUCAAUCCAAGUCACAGCAACAUGUCCGAGUCCGCCAAGCUCCACCACCCCAACCCACAGGGUAAAGUGGAGAAGUCCCCCAACAGCGACUUUGGCUAUGUGGGCAUUGAUGCCAUCCUGGAGCAGAUGAGGAGGAAGGCUAUGAAGCAAGGCUUCGAGCUCAACAUCAUGGUUGUAGGUCAAAGCGGAUUGGGGAAGUCCACUCUGAUGAACACCCUGUUCAAAUCCAAGGUGAGCCGCAAAUCAGUGCAACCCGACGCUGAGGAGAGAAUCCCAAAGACGGUCAAGAUCAAAUCCAUCAGUCACGAUAUCGAAGAGAAAGGAGUGCGGAUGAAGCUCACAGUGAUUGAUACUCCUGGCUUUGGGGAUCAGAUCAACAAUGAAAACUGCUGGCAGCCAAUAAUGAAGUUCAUCAACGAUCAGUAUGAAGUCUACCUGCAGGAGGAAAUCAACAUCGACAGAAAGAAGAGGAUCCCAGACUCCAGGGUGCACUGCUGCAUAUACUUCAUACCUCCCACUGGCCACUGUCUCAGACCUCUGGAUGUGGAGUUCAUGAUGCGUCUCAGUAAAGUGGUCAACAUCGUUCCUGUCAUCGCCAAGGCUGACACACUCACCCUGGAGGAGAGGGAAAGCUUCAAACAGACGAUUAGAGAAGAGCUGCGAGCCAAUGGGAUCGACGUUUACCCCCAGAAAGAGUUUGAUGAGGAUGCAGAGGACAGGAUGAUCAACGACAAAAUCAGGGAGAUGAUCCCUUUUGCUGUGGUGGGGAGUGACCAGGAGUACCAGGUGAAUGGGAAGAGGAUUCUGGGAAGGAAAACAAAGUGGGGCACCAUUGAAGUUGAGAAUAUUGCACACUGUGAGUUUGCUUACCUGCGAGAUCUCCUCAUCAGGACACACAUGGAGAACAUCAAGGACAUCACAGGCAGCAUCCACUACGAGACAUAUCGUGUCCGCCGGCUAAACGAGUCCAACAUCCAUUUCGACAUUCAUCCAUCUGAACAUACCGGCGACCAGACCAAAGCGAACGGUCAGCCCGAAGCGCCGCCCACUGAUGCCCAGACUAACGGAGUGGCUGCACAGCAUGAAGCCCUGUCCCACGAGAUGUAAAGUCCGGUGUGAUGUCAGGACACAGUCAGGCACAAAACACAAGUCACACAUCCAUUCUGUUUACAUGACGCCACACACACAUGCACACUCAUGCUGUGAAGCCCAUUUUGAGUUCAAACAUUUCUCAUUCAACAGAAAGCUCGAACACAAGAACAUAACAUUUCACCCUGCAGCGUUUCCGUCCUUCAGACUCUGAGCAGAACUGUGUCUUCACACUCGACCCUCUUUCUCGUUGCUGUUUGCAGCUUUAGCCACUGUCACAUGAUUAUCACCUCAUAAAUAAACAGUGUACAUGUUUCAGUGCUCAGAUUUGGCUGUUGGGCUUAUUCAUAGAUCAUGACUGCAUUAGCAAAGACAGGAGCUUCCUCACAGUUCUCAGUGACGUCAUAGAGCCGUCCACAAUCAAGACUCUGCCCUCCAGCGGGAAAGCUGCACAUGUUAGAACCAAAAAUACACAACUGUGCAAUAGUUUAACGCACCGUCCAGUCUGUUUGGAAACAGUCUUUGAUUGGGUUGUCAAUACAUGACCAGAAGUUAUAGUAUACAUUUUUGUAUUUAAUUAAAUAAGCGAAUCAAUUAUGAAGCUACAAACUUCUUUAUCAAAUGAUUAAAAAAUACAGUGACUGUAAAAAUUCAGUUACAAAACUAUAUUCUUCUAAAAUGCAGAAAACCACAGAAAAGAAACUUUGUAGUUUUAUCGCCAACCGUUUUAUUUUUAAAGGUUAAAAGAAAUCC
This is a messenger RNA of Thalassophryne amazonica, 2696 nucleotides long. It is a transcript of the gene septin9b, whose product is annotated as septin 9b. Gene Ontology annotation, molecular function: molecular adaptor activity; GTP binding; GTPase activity. The record is from RefSeq and is a predicted model, not a curated record. Gene Ontology annotation, cellular component: microtubule cytoskeleton; septin complex; cell division site. Gene Ontology annotation, biological process: cytoskeleton-dependent cytokinesis. Bases 111 to 1961 code for a protein of 616 amino acids. NCBI's taxonomy places the organism in Eukaryota, Metazoa, Chordata, Actinopteri, Batrachoidiformes, Batrachoididae. The transcript has 11 exons.